This is a messenger RNA of Xiphophorus maculatus (southern platyfish), 3289 nucleotides long. RefSeq names its product PX domain containing serine/threonine kinase like (gene pxk). NCBI's taxonomy places the organism in Eukaryota, Metazoa, Chordata, Actinopteri, Cyprinodontiformes, Poeciliidae. Gene Ontology annotation, biological process: endosome to lysosome transport; protein phosphorylation; protein targeting to lysosome. Gene Ontology annotation, molecular function: actin binding; protein kinase activity; phosphatidylinositol binding. The record is from RefSeq and is a predicted model, not a curated record. Gene Ontology annotation, cellular component: early endosome; extrinsic component of endosome membrane; late endosome. The transcript is spliced from 18 exons. Bases 143 to 1852 code for a protein of 569 amino acids.
CAGCAUUGACUUCUGCUGGCUAGCAGCUCGGCUAACUGAUAGCUGGCUGUUGGAACUCCUCCGGCGCUCAGCGGAGUUCCGCCUCGGUGUCACCGACAGACAAACGCAUUUGGUUCCCACUUCCACUGUCUAUCCAUCCGGGAUGUCUCUCCUGGAGAAGUCCCCGACCCCCGGCAGGCUGUUGCUGGACGACACGUUGCCGCUGACGGCGUUGAUCGAAGCCAGCCAGAACCUUCAGUCCCACACGGAGUACAUCAUCAGAGUCCAGAGGGGCGUGUCUUCAGACAACAGCUGGCAGGUUAUUCGCCGCUACAGCGACUUCGACAUCCUGAACAGCAGCCUCAUGGUGUGUGGAAUCAGUCUGCCGCUCCCUCCAAAGAAACUGAUCGGAAACAUGGACAGAGAGUUCAUAGCAGAGAGGCAGAGGGGGCUGCAGGCCUACCUGGACUCCAUUACCCAGCAUCCCCUGAUCUGCACUUCCCUGUUUGUCAAGAAGUUCCUCGACCCCAACAACUACUCAGCCAACUACACAGAAAUUGCUCUGCAGCAAGUCUCCAUGUUCUUCAGGUCAGACCCAAAGUGGGAGGUCCUGGAGCCCCUUAAGGAUAUGGGAUGGAGAAUAAGGAAGAAAUAUUUCCUGAUCAAAAAUAAGGAGCAGCCUAAAGAGCGCUUCCUGCUGAGCUGGGUGGAUCUGGGUCCUGAUAAGUUCCUCUCAGACAAAGACCUGCAGUCGGCCCUGAAGCUGCUCUCCAACCCGUCUACGCCGUAUCUGAGUCCGCUGCUGUUCUCCAGCACCAGCGAGUCUUCGGCUCUGCUCGUCCGGCCCUUCGGUGAAAGAGGCUCCCUGAGGGACCAGAUCUGCAAGGUGAAACCCAGAGAGAGUCACCUGAAGAAGUACUGCAACCCCAAGAAGAGCCAGGGCCUGGAGCUGGAGCAGAUCCAGCUGUUCGGCCGUCAGAUCCUGGAGAGCCUGAAGCUUCUCCACGACAGCGGUCUGUUCUUCGGCCAUCUGCAUGCCUCCAACGUCGUGGUGGACGACGGCGUGUGUCGGCUGGUGGAUGUGGAGAACGGCAUGCUGGGAGUUCCCUCUGUCCUGAGGCCGGCCUUCACGCAGCUGAGGAAGAUCAACACUACAGAAAGCAUCGAUGUGUUCUGCUUCGGACAUUUACUGUACGAGAUGACGUACGGCCGGCCGCCGGACAGCGUCCCACUGGACCAGUUCCCGUCCGCCCCGCACGCCGCCGUGGUAUCGGUUCUGCAGUCCAUCCUGUCCGCAGACGCCUGCAAGAGCGGCAUGCCGACGGUGCCGGCGCUCAUCCAGACUCCGCUCUUCAGUGACGUCAAACUCAAACACUCAGAAAAACUGCAGAUAAAGAUUCCCAGCCGCCUGAAGGAGGUGCUGAAGUCGGCAAAGGGAAGUUUGGAGAAGCGGCUGCAUGAAGAGCAGAGGAUGCUGCAUCAGCACCGGCGGCUGACCCGAGCUCAGUCUCACUACGGCUCCGAAGAGGAGAAGAAGAGGAGGAAGAUCCUGGCGAGAAAGAAAUGCAGACAGUCGACAUGUGAGAACGAAGAGGACGUCUCUGUCCGAAACAACAACAACUCUGGUUCAGGAGCCAGUUCACCUCCCACCUGUCCUUCUUCCCCCACCCCUCCUCCUGCUACAGGGUCAACUCCUCCUCCAGCUCCACCUCCAGCUCCGCCUCCGGCGCCGCCCCCACCCACAGCGCCGGACUCUUCCUCCUCUCCUCCUCCUCCUCCGGGUCGGGCCGCACUGCUCAGCUCCAUCCAGACCUUCAGCAAAGGCAAGCUGAAAAAGGCCGACACUGCGGACCGCAGCACGCCGCGGUUCUGACCCAAAGCGUUGCCGCGGCGACCGGCAGUCCGCACUGUGCUCGCUCCGUCCCAGAGAUGUGAAAACAAUCACUAAGAAAGUUCCUUUGAUCUGUUCCUGCUUCUGCUGCCUUUUAACGGUUUUAGUCUGUUGCUGCGAGGAAACGGGUCAGAACUGCACAAUCUCCAGCAGUUUUUGUUUUUAAAAGAGAGAGACAUCUGGAUGUCGUUGGACUUUUCUUUCAGCAAACCAGAGUCCAGUAGCGAUCAGAAAAACGUCCAGGAAGCUGCCGAUUCUUCAUUUAAAUUUUUUGUUUCUGUUUUUUUGCACAUUAGGAAAAACCGAAAGGAGUAAAUUCCUCCCAAAUGUUUUCUAUAAUUUACAACAAAAGGUCCAAUCUUAGAAUAUUAACUUAUUAAUGAAGUUGUGACUUUAGGAGAAAUAAAGUGAAUAUUUUAUGUGUUGAAUGUCCAAACUCAGACGGAUGGAUGUCUUCCAGCCGAUGCUGGACUAAAACGACGGAAACAAUCAACAGUAGACAGCGUUCUCCCUCCAUACAGCCGAUCUGCUCUGAAGUUAACCCUCAGCUGUGUCUGUCAGGCUUAGUUAACCCUCAGCUGUGUCUGUCAGGCUUAGUUAACCCUCAGCUGUGUCUGUCAGGCUUAGUUAACCCUCAGCUGUGUCUGUCAGGCUUAGUUAACCCUCAGCUGUGUCUGUCAGGCUUAGUUAACCCUCAGCUGUGUCUGUCAGGCUUAGUUAACCCUCAGCUGUGUCUGUCAGGCUUAGUUAACCCUCAGCUGUGUCUGUCAGGCGGAGCAGGUUGGAUAGAUGAAACCUGACAGGAUGUUCGUUGUGUCCAACAGUUGUUGAAUGUUAAUUUCAGAGCCCAGAAGUUGUUUUUCAUGCAGCUUUGUUAAAAUGUUUUAUUGUUUUUGUGCCAUAUGGAUUACAUCGUGCCGAUGGAGAUCUUGAAUGUUUCUUUUUAUUGCAUGUGACAGUUUCGUACAUAGAAGACUUUAUAUUCAGCUCCUGUGGUGAUGACGACGGCCACGUUGGAGACAGGUUUUUUGUUUGAAAUCAAACCAAGUUCUUGCUAGAAUCCUAAAUGAUUUAUUUUGGAUCAGUGCAAUCCGGGCUGGUCCAGAACCGUCUUUAAAUGAUCUCAGAAUGAUCUCUGUGCAGCACUUUAGAGGUUCGGUCCAGAUGACUGUUUUUAUUCACAGAGGCAGCAUUGAGCUGCAAACUCUAAGAGGUUUACUGGAUUUGCAGCUGAUUUUUUUUUCCCUUUUUUCUUUUGAGUAAAUGCAUAAAAAAAAAAUUGCUUCAUGUGAAUGAAAACUCGCCUAAAAAACGGUUCAGGGAAACAAUGAGUCGUGUAUUGCACAUGCUUGUAUUUGAUUGCACCAUUUAAUGGGGUGAAUUUAAAAUGCUUAAAUAAAAACAGAUUUCUUUACAAUA